This is a messenger RNA of Polyodon spathula (Mississippi paddlefish), 3152 nucleotides long. Its product is annotated as synaptogyrin-3-like. The transcript has 4 exons. Lineage: Eukaryota; Metazoa; Chordata; Actinopteri; Acipenseriformes; Polyodontidae. Gene Ontology annotation, cellular component: neuromuscular junction; synaptic vesicle membrane. The record is from RefSeq and is a predicted model, not a curated record. The coding region runs from base 1 to 765 and encodes 254 amino acids.
AUGGUCAUCCUGUGCCACAGGCAGCUUGUCAUUCUUCCAAUGGGUGGGUUUCAUUUCACAAUUAAAAAGGGAAGUCGGUACCACAGCCCUCUUUUGAUUCCCCAGGGCUCCACCUGCAGGUGUCGGCAGGCUCGCCGGUGUCUAAACCAGCCUCUUCUUUUCCUCUUGCAGGUUUUCUCUAUUGUCGUGUUUGGAUCCAUAGUGAACGAAGGCUAUGUGAACAGUCACAGCAACACGCUGCAUUGUGUUUUCAACCAGAAUGACGAUGCCUGCAAUUAUGGGAUUACCAUUGGGGUGGCAGCGUUUUUUGCUUCCAUGUUCUUCUUCGUCCUGGAUAUUUACUUCCCCCAGAUCAGCAGCGUGAAGGACAGGAAGCGGGCGGUGCUAGCGGAGCUGGGCUUCUCAGGUUUCUGGACCUUCCUGUGGUUCGUGGGAUUCUGCUUCCUGGCCAACCAGUGGCAGCGCACCUCCCCCGAUGAGCUGCCUCUGAACCAGGGGGCCGACGCAGCCAGGGCUGCCAUUGCCUUCUCCUUCUUCUCUAUCAUCACUUGGGCUGGCCUCACUGUGAAGGCGCUUCUGAGAUACCGCCUGGGCACAGACAUGUCCCUCUUCACCACGGAGAACAUUGAGGGUAUUCCUGAUGCGGAGCCCUACCCUGGCUACCCAACAGGCAGCGGCAUUGAGAGAGCAGACACCUACCAGAGCCCGCCAUUCACCGAGAGCCUGGGCAGCGGCCCCAAGGGCUUCCAGAUACCAACCUACUAGGAGUAGGAAGCCAUGUAAACAUACAUCCGAUCUGUCCGUGGUGCAGCGGCGUGCGCUGGGUGGAUCGCUGCCAAGUAUAACAUGAAGUCAAUUCUGAUGUGGCCUAUCGCUAAUGGGCUUACCUUGUUUAUAGGUAGUUGUGACCUCUGUACAGGUUCAGUAUGCUAGUUGUGUUUUAAUCUUUGUUCUGAUAUGUAGGUUUUAGUUUGGGGAAGUGGUGUCUAUAACACCUACAGUGUUCCCUCUGAGUCCUGGCCUGUGUAGCGACAGGUGUUGGUAACAACCCUGAUACUUUCACUCCUUGUUUCAACAAUAGCUUUCUCGCUCUCUCUCUCACUCUCUCUUCAAUAUAAACAGCCAAGUCUUACAGGAAGAAGUAAUGGGGUUUCAUCACAGCCAAAUCAGAUCCUGCUUCUUCUGUCUAUUGCUGCAGCUUAAUUGGCUAAAUAUACAGAUUGAAAAACUGUACCAUGCUCAAUUUAGACACAUGCAAAGGGAGGGGUGCCAUAGAAAUACAGCAGUUCUGCUGUUCGGAUGUACAGGCGUGUGGAUAAAUGUUCGCGUGCCAUGUGUGCAGUAUUGCAUUAGUUAACAAAUCUGUCUGGAUUCUGAAGCUUAUUGGGGUUUGCAGAUUUAAGAACCCCGAUUUUAAAUUUGAAUGCAAAAUACAGAAGAACAGUGCAAAUUUAUAGCCUGCAGUACCCAUGUAUGUUUAGGAAUCUGUAAUUGAAAUAAUUCAGACACAUGCCGCGUCACACGAUAUAUUUAUUGACUCUGAUUAUAUUUAUUCCACAGGGCCGUAUUAAAAGACGCUAAGAAAUGAAUCAAAAUGCAUUUUAUGAAGUGCUAGGUAAAACCUUCAAGGGUAACAGCAAUCACUUGUAACUGUAAGAUGUUUGCUAUCAUUUACAAUUCACUGCUGUAAAAAUGUGCCAAUAAAAUCUGUUAGAAAAAAACGAAAUAAAUGACAUUAAGCAAUAGAGGUCAGCAUUUUGUUUUGGAGUUCAGUUUCAUAUCAGAGCUGUACUUCCUAGCCUAUGUGUUUUGAAUUAGCUUUCUUCAGUGGGAGCACUGGGUAGGAACUCAACGCAGCACGAAGACACUUCAUUGUACUGUAGAUUAAGAUUUGUUAAGUGUUUUCCAAUCUUUACUGCUUGUAGUGCAAAAUCAAGGAACUGUGUCUCUUAUGGUGUAUUAGUUCUGUUAAGAAAGUUUUUUUAAAGUGCAGUGUUAUUCUCUGCUAAUCUAUAGGCCGUAGUGCUGUAAGUAGGGUUAUCCAAGUGUUACAAAGUGAAAUUCUGUAAGAUCACCGUGCCUGCGUCAUCAUUAUUAUUGUUACAUCAUUAUUUUAAAUGAGGAAAUAUGUCUUCAAAGAGCUUCUACCGAAAGGGAUCUUCUCAAAAGUUUGGAACACUACACACUGCAACAAUGUAACAAGGCUUUGCCAUUCUGACUGUGGCAUUGAUGCUGUUUAAAGAAUACCAAAAUAAAAAUAAAUACAUUGUAUCAUGCAUACUUUUUUUCAUAUUGCAACCUUCUCUACCUUAACUUCAGUUUGCCUUUGUGUAAAAUCUUACUGUGUAGACCAGACUUGCGAUUCAAUUUUACAACCAGCCACACUUCAAACUAUCUGCUUUGUUGAGACACCAGUAUGAGUGACAUGGGCCUGGCAUGUUCUAUCAGUGUUAAUACCCUACUGUAGAGUCAUAAGAAAAUCUUGUGACAUACCUUGAGACCUGCAUCCGAUUGCAUGUGCAGUAAAACCUUUCUAAACCAAACAAAGCUGCUUUUAAAUUAGCCUGCUUCUUAAUUAUUACCUUUUCUUUAAAAAAAGAAAAAAACAAAAUUAGUUUAUGGCAAACAUGUAUAUGCAUUAGCGAAGGAAUACCUUCUACAGUUAAGAUCAGCAAAUGUUUAUAUUAGAAGUAUUGAUAUGAAUUACACAUGCCGUAGAAGAUCAGAAGAUACAGGUCCCUCUAGAAUGAUUUCAGUCCUUUUAAUACAGGGAAUGAAUGCUCUACCCGGAUUUUGCCAUUGGGUUGUACUUUUUGUUGAAGUCGUGUCAAAACUUUUGAGACAAUCCUUAAGGGGGAGUAGUGGGUAAGGGCUGGGAGUUAAUGUUAACUAUGCAGUUUUUAAUAUCUGUGGUAGCACAUCUCUAAUGUAUCUGUAAUAGGAUAUUGUACACAGAGUGAUAUUGAUUGUACUUCUAUAUAUAUAUUAAUGGACUCGUGUUUAUUCGUGUUCAGGAUCUGUUGUGUUUUCUUUACUGACAAUGCACUCCUGUUAAAAUACUUCUCGGAUCACUUCACUGAGAUCAGUGCGACCUUUAAUAUAGAAUUAUUAUGUUUUGUUUUUCAGCUCCAUCUCUAUUAAUAAUACACUGU